Molecule: messenger RNA, 1165 nt
Organism: Tripterygium wilfordii
Lineage: Eukaryota; Viridiplantae; Streptophyta; Magnoliopsida; Celastrales; Celastraceae
Product: glutathione S-transferase T2-like
Exons: 3
Coding region: 1-816 (271 amino acids)
Source: RefSeq, a predicted model, not a curated record
AUGUACGAUAAGAAAUCUAUCAUUCUCGGUGAUCUGAGAGAUGUCGUCCUAUGUGAUCUAACAGUUCCGCGAUCUAGGAAUUUCUGGAUAGAGUAUGAAAGUUACAGCACAAAAAAAGAGAAACAAAUACCUCAAAGAACUCUCAAUCGUGGUGGUAACUUCUCAAUUGAGGAGGAAAAAAAUUUAGUCUCCGCUUGGCUAAAUAUAAGCAUAGACGCAGUUCAAGGUACCGAUCAAAAGGCCAAGACAUUUGGGAGCAUAAUUGCAACAACAUACAAUGCAACAAGAUGCCUAAAUCACAAUGUGCAUACGGAACGAUCGUUGAAUAAACUAUGGUCAUCCAUCCAGGUUGUGGUAAACAAGUUUUGCGGAUUUCUUACUCAAGUAGAGGCUUUCCGACCAUCUGAAACCAUAAAGAUUGACAAGUUGGCUAAAAAAAUGUAUCAUGAAAUGACAAAGACACACUUUCAGUUCGAUCAUUGUUGGAAUUUGUUGAGGCAUCAACCAAAGUGGAACAUGCAUAUGAGACAAGCUUCAUUUGGACAAGCUUCCUCCAAACGAAAGCAUGUUGGUACCAACCCCAAACAGACACAAGAUCCAAUCAACUUGGAUGAUGAUAACAUCUUGGGAUCAAUCUCUAUUGACAUGGAGAGACCAACUGGUAGAAAAGCUGAAAAAGAGCGACGAAAGAAAGUGAAGGCCGAUCACAAAAACCUUACAGAUGUCAUAGGUCAAUUGAUAAUCGAUAAGAAGAAAAAGCAUGAAGAUAGAAUGACAUUGGCUAAAAUUGAAAGGCUCAGAGUUGAGAAGGAAUGACAAGACUAUUUAUCGAUCGAGAAUGAAAAGCUUGGAAUUGAAAAAGUUAGAGCAGAAGCUGAUAACCAGAGAGUCGAGGUUGAAAAGCAGAGAGUAAUUACAAAGGUGGAGAAGUUGGAGCUACAAAAGAGAGAGAAAGAGUUUCAGAUAAUGAUGAUCGAUUUGAAUACGUUGAAUGAGAUACAACGUGAACACGUGAAAUCACAACAAAUCGAGAUCAUGCUAGACGUCAUCAGUGAUUGGCUUACUAUGUUUGUUUAUAUUGGGAUGUUUGAAUGAUGGACGUAUAAACUUACUUGUAGUCUAUGGAUUAUUCCAACUUAUAAUAGUUUUGGUUAAUUUUAUUUUU